Molecule: messenger RNA, 1335 nt
Organism: Strongyloides ratti
Lineage: Eukaryota; Metazoa; Nematoda; Chromadorea; Rhabditida; Strongyloididae
Product: Ets domain and Winged helix-turn-helix DNA-binding domain-containing protein
Exons: 4
Coding region: 1-1335 (444 amino acids)
Biological process (GO): regulation of DNA-templated transcription
Molecular function (GO): DNA-binding transcription factor activity; sequence-specific DNA binding
Source: RefSeq, a predicted model, not a curated record
AUGAUAAGAAUGUCUUAUAUUAAUCAAGCAUCUUUUUGUGGUAAUUAUUCAUCUUUUGAUGAUCAAUACCCAAAUAAUUGUACUUUUAAUAAUUCGUCAAAUUUCAAAAACUAUGACUACUUUUAUGAGGGUAAUACUUGUAAUGGAUACCAAAAUACACCACAUAAUUAUUGUAUUCCAACACAAGAUGAUCCUGAUUAUUAUUCAAAUCAACAAUCACCCAUAAAUCUAGGUUAUCAAAACACCAAUGAUGUGUGUUAUGGUACCUCAUCAACACCAUCAUCAAAUUCUUCUUCUUCUUUUAUAUCACAAGGAACUCCUGAUUAUAAUAGUUUUACAUCAAAUAAUUCUGAUAAUACAAGCUUAAACAAUUAUUGUGAAUAUCCAGUUUAUCAAGAUUGUUCGAAUGAUCCUCCAAUCUCUGAUAUAUCAAAUAACAGUAAUAUUAAUAACUAUGAAUGUUGUGAUUCUAUAGGUCCAAGUAUAUCAAAUAUUUCUGACUACCAAAAUUAUCAAGAUUCUGGUGACAAUUUUAAUUGUACACAAAAUAGUCAAUUACCAAUACAAACUGGUAAUGAAUAUCCUGUAGAAUCUUAUCAAAGUCCUCUUUAUCAAAAUACUAGUGGUUAUUCUCAGAUGCAGAAUUUUUCUCAAAUAAAUACAUAUUGUCAAAAUCAAAUAGUACCUUUUCAGGAGACUUUACAAAAUUGUCCUGAAGAAAGUUGUCAAAAUAUUACAUCAAAUCAAGAUGUUAUUGAAGACAUAAAUAUGAUGAGAAUGGUUGACUAUCCAUCACAUAUUCAAAAACCAUUAACAGUUGAAAUAAGUAAUUUUAUAUUAUCUAAUAUAAAUUCAAUAUUUUUAAAUUUUACCAUUAGACUAUUGUCAAAUCCCAAAUAUCAAACAAUUUGUUUUUGGUCCAGAAUAUCAUGGGAAUUUAUAAUAGCUGAUCCAUUAGCAUUUACAAAAGUGUUUGCCGAUGAGUAUAAUUUAAAUAGAAAAUAUAUGACAUUUUCACAUGUCUCAAAGGCUUAUAAAAUAGUUGAAGCAUCAACAAUUUAUGGUCAACAUAUUAUAACACGUGUCAAGUCAAAAAGAAAUACUUGGAGAUUUUUUCCAGACCAUAAUAAAAUGGGUUUCCCAUCAUUAAGGAAUGCUGGUGGAUCGACAUUAGCUGGAACAAUAUUAAAUGCAGAAGAAAUGAAAUUUUUAACAAAACUUCGUAAAAAAUUAUCUAAAAUUCCAUGUAAUGAGGGAACACUAAAUACAAUGAUGAAUAAUGAUUAUCCUCCAAAUUGUGAAUAUUAUGAGACACCAAGAAUAAGAAGAUAUUGA